AUGUUAAGAUUUCAAAAAUUGUUAUGUUUUACCAUCGCUCUUGCAACUCUAACCUUUUUCGAUGGAGUAACAGCUCACGUAAGAAUUAAACCUGUAAGAAUUAAACCUGCUUUACCGAAGACUGGAGAUCCAAUAACUGUGGGUGAUGUCGCGCCUUAUACCGUUAAGGUUGUAUCUACUUUCGUGGCCAGCCUCGAAAAUGAAUGCGCCAAGACAGAGAACUUUAAGAACUUCUUCGACAAAGUUAAUGACUUUUCCAAGUACGUAUCCUCAGUCUCUAAAGUGAAGGAUCGUGAGUCUCAGAUGAAGGCUAAGGCAGGUAGCCUUUUCCAGGCCAUAUCAGCCCUAGGUUCUGAUGAAAAGGGAUCUAGAGGAGGAAAGGUGAAUAAACUACAAACGGAGAAAACUGAAGCCAUGGAAACAGUCAAAAUGUUGCAAUCUAUUGGUGAGGAAAUUACUGGGGGACAGAAUAACAAAACAGAGAUAAACGAAACAUCAAAACUAACCACAAAACAACAAAAAGAAGUAAAAGAUGGGAUCUUAAAAUGGCUUACAGUAAUCACUAAAAUCGCACAGAAAGCAGAUGAAACUAGCAUGCAUUUUUUAUCAAAAUUGGAAAUAAAGAAAGAGAGCAAGGAUGGAAAAUCUUCCACAAAAAAUAAUAAAAAUUCUGAGAAAAAGAGUAAGGAUGAAAAAUCUUCUACAAAAAAUGAUAAAAAGUCUGACAAAGAGAACAAGGAUGAAAAACCUUCCACAAAAAGUGAUAAAAAGUCUGCCAAGGAGAGCAAGGAUGAAAAAUCUUCCACAAAAAAUAAUAAAAAGUCUGACAAGGAGAGCAAAAUGGAAAAAUCCUCCACGAAAAAAGAUAAAAAGUCUGAUAAGAAGAACAAGGAUGAAAAAUCUUCCACAAAAGGUGAUAAAAAGUCUGACAAGGAGAGCGAUAAGAAGAAAAACAAAAAAGAUGAAUCAAAGAAGAAGAAGAAUGGUGGUAAAGAAGGGAGUCAUGGCUCUGCGAAAUCUAAAGGAGGAAGUGAUGAUGAUAAAAGCAGCAAAAAGAAAAUAAAAAGUAGUGAAAAUGCUGACAAGGAGAACGAUAACAAGAAAAACAAAAAAGGUGAAUCAAAGAAGAAGGAGAAUGGUGGUAAAGAAGGGAGUCGUGGCUCUGCGAAAUCUAAAGGAGGAAGUGAUGAUGAUAAAAGCAGCAAAAACAAAAUAAAAAGUAGUGGAAAUGCUGACAAGAAGGGUAAGGUAGAGAAAAAUAAAGAAGAUUUUGGGCCAUUUCGUACUAAAGAAGAAAGGUUGAGGGCUGAGGAAGCCGAUGAGUAUGACUAG
Molecule: messenger RNA, 1332 nt
Organism: Eruca vesicaria subsp. sativa (arugula)
Lineage: Eukaryota; Viridiplantae; Streptophyta; Magnoliopsida; Brassicales; Brassicaceae
Source: the annotation of a GenBank genome assembly